GAGGCGUUGCUCCUUCAUCCACACGUGUGAACAGGCUAACAGGAUAGGGGUGUUUCUCUGCAGCCACCGUCCGGACAGGGUGUUACCCGGCUCUUGCGUCGAGGCAGGGUUCACGCUCACGCUGAUUCUCUUCCAGGCAAUGAAUCCUUAGCGUGUCGGACGGCUGCCCCCGUUAAUAGGACAAGCGGGAGACCGGGAAGACCAGCUGCAGCCUGUCUGAGUGAGUGACCCCGCCAGAGAUGUGGAGAUAUACGAGCACCAUAGCCUGCGCCUUUCUGCUGUCCCAAUAUGCCGCCGCGCAGAAUAAGAUCUUCGGGGAGACGGAGCCCGUGCGCAUGACCUCGGAAGGUUCCGACUGCCGCUGUAAGUGCGUCAUGCGGCCCCUGAGCCGGGAUGCCUGCAGCCGGCUGCGUAGCGGCAGCGCCCGUCCGGAGGACUUCUACGCGGUGGAGACGGUCAGCUCCGGGUCGGACUGCCGGUGCUCCUGCACUGCUCCGCCGUCUUCGCUCAAUCCCUGUGAGAAUGAAUGGCGGAUGGAGAAGCUGAAGAAGCAGGCGCCUGAACUGCUUAAGCUUCAGUCCAUGGUGGAUCUGCUAGAGGGGACACUGUACAGCAUGGACCUCCUGAAGGUACACUCCUACAUGAACAAGGUGGUCUCUCGCAUGAACGACCUGGAGGAGACCAUCAAGACUAACCUGACCAGAGAGAAUGACUUUGUGAAGGACAGUGUCAUCAAUCUGACCAAUCAGCUGAAGCGUUAUGAAAACUAUUCGGACAUCAUGAUAAGCAUCAAGAAGGAGAUCUCCAGUUUGGGCUUGCAGCUACUGCAGAAGGACACUGCAGGCCAUGACGGCAAAUCCCAGGAGACCACAGCAGGAAACUCCAAGGAGACUGGAAAGUUCUCCAACAAAAAGGUCCCAGCAGUCAAUCCGCCUCCCAAGCCUGCAAAGGAGAAGCCCACAAAACCCAAGAAGGAGCCCGCAAAGGCAGUCAAGCCCAUUAAGCCGGCCGACCCUACGAACAAGACCAAGGUGGCAGGUCAUCAGCCAGGGGUCAUCAGGGGCAUCACCUACUACAAAGCUGGCAGUGUGGGGGACGUCAAACACAGCUCCAGCACCAAAGACGGUUCGGCCAAAGUCCACGUGGCCCAUGACUCCAGAGAGGCUCACUCCGGCGACAGGAGCUCCGAGGCCACUGUGGAGACCACUGAAGCCAGUAAGGCGGUGCCAACCACCACCACCACCACCACCACCCUAGCCACACCGACAACCAGCGGCACCACUGAGUCCGCCACCAUGACCACCACGGCCCGGCCCGAGAGACCAGCGCCAACCAUAGUGUUGGUGCUGGACAACUCCGAUAACAGCAGUUGGGUCGUUCCUAACCGCUCAGUGAAGGACUUGGACUGCGAGGGCACGAUAGCCUCCGUGGAGCCGCCGGAAAAGCAGCACAGCUAUGGGCGCAAUGAAGGAGCCUGGAUGAAGGACCCUGUCGCCAAGGACUCCAAGAUCUAUGUCACCAACUAUUACUAUGGCAACAACCUCGUCGAAUUCCGAAACCUGGAGAAUUUCCAGCAAGGCCGAUGGAGUAACCUGUACAAGCUUCCAUAUAACUGGAUUGGCACUGGUCACGUGGUCUACAACGGUGCUUUCUACUACAACCGGGCCUUCACCAAGAACAUCAUCAAGUACGACCUGAGGAUGCGCUACGUGGCAGCUUGGACUCUGCUGCACGAUGUGGUCUAUGAAGACACCACGCCCUGGAAGUGGCGCGGCCACUCGGACAUCGACUUCGCGGUGGACGAGAGCGGCCUGUGGGUCAUUUACCCAAGCGCUGAUGACGACUACUCUCAACAGGAGGUCAUCGUCAUUAGCAAGCUGGACCCGGGGGACCUGUCAGUGCGGAAGGAGACCACUUGGCGGACGGGCCUGAAGCGAAACUCCUUUGGCAACUGUUUUAUCGUCUGCGGCGUGCUGUACGCCAUCAACGUCUACAAUCAGAAGGAGGGGGUGUUGUCCUACGCGUACGACACGCACACCGACACCGAGGCGGAGCCCGGGCUACCCUUCACCAAUGAGUACUCCUUCACCACACAAAUCGACUACAACCCCAAGGAGAGGGUCCUGUACGCAUGGGACAAUGGGCACCAGCUAACCUAUCGCAUAGUCUUUGUGGGUCACUGACCACCACAUGGGUUCCUGUCCCGCAACUCAAAUCCGUCUGUUCACCAAGCACUUUUUUUAUUCUCUGACUAGUUUUACUUUAUAUGUCUUUAAAUACUGUUGGGUAUCCUUUUUUUGGGGGUCAAGGCAGUAACAAGAACUGUUUGAACUAUGCUACAGCAUGUAACAUGUUCUUGAAUUAAUGUCUUUUUAAAGAGUUUGAUGCUUUGGAUUUGUUAUUUCUUCAGAAAGGCCCUACACUGUUAUACGUUGAUAUGUAGUCAAGAGCGUUAUCAGCCUAAGCAAUCAAGAAACGUCGACAACAAUGGAUCAGUUGAACACAUGCUACAGCAUGCUUUCACAAUGCCAAGCGAGUUACUAUGAGUGAAACAGCCUUAAUGCUUCAAUUUUGCAGAUGAAGUCUAUAACAAACUCAUCGCUUUCGAGUUAAACAAAUAAGUUUGGUUAAAAUGUUUACAAACUGUGGAUCAUGUUUUCAUCACAACAGCUCUUUUUGUUUUAGAAAGCAGUUUAAAAUAAUAGCUUCAUAUAAACAACAACACAUGUGCCUUUAGCUAUUUGCAUCAACUGUAAAUGUCCUCAGAUGCUCAGUGCUACAUCUGGGUGACAAAUAUUUGUACUUUAGUAGACUGACAAGUAGAGGCAUUAAUACUGACUUAGUGGAGAAUCUUGUACACAUAUACACUCAGUGACCACUUUAUUAGACACACCUAACUAGUACAUGGUAGGAUCCACUUUAUUAGGUACACCUAACUAGUACCUGGUAGGACCCUAUUUAUUAGACACACAUAACUAGUACCUGGUAGGACCCACUUUAUUAGACACACCUAGUUAGUAACAGGUAGGUCCCACUUUAUUAGACACACCUAGCUAGUACCUAGUAGGACUCACUUUAUUAGACACACAUAACUAGUACUGGGUAGGACCCACUUUAUUAGACACACAUAAAGUGGAUCCUACCCGGUACUAGUUAUUAGGUACACAUAACUAGUACCGGGUAGGACCCACUUUAUUAGACACACCUAGCUAGUACCGGGUAGGUCCCACUUUAUUAGACACAUCUAGCUAGUACCGGCUAGAACCCCUUUAUUAGACACACCUAGCUAGUACCGGGUAGGUCCCACUUUAUUAGACACACAUAACUAGUACCGGGUAGGUCCCAAUUUAUUAGACACACCUAGUUAGUACCAGGUAGGUCCCACUUUAUUAGACACACCUAGCUAGUACUGUAAAGGGUAGAUUAGUUGUGGGUUCAGAGAUGACUUUACUGCGCACCACUGUUGUACUGAGCUGCUCUUUAUGCACAUCCUAUUAGCUUUACAGGGUCUGGCUGUUCUCCUCUGAGGUCUCCCUUUAACUAGGUGUUUUCAUCCAAAGAUCCUCCCCUGCCUCGAUGGUUCUCUGUACACUCUACACCAGGGCUGCCCAGUCCUGCUCCUGGAGAGAUACCACCCUGCAGAGCUUAGGUACAGCCCUACCUUAACACACCUGAUACAGAUAAUCAGGUCCUUCAGUAUUGCCUCAGUAUUAGAGUCGGCUAUGUUGAAGUUAAGCUGGUUCUCAUACUGAGAUAUAACGGAAGGGCCUGGUUAUCUGAAUCAGGUGUGUUAAGUUAGGGCUGUACCUAAGCUCUGCAGGGUGGUAGCUCUCCAGGAGCAGGACUGGGCAGCCCUGCUCUUGCCUCGCCGGUCCUCAGCGAAUCAGACAGCAUUAAUCUAGGCUCCUGCCUUUUAAAUCACCCUGGGUCUUACACCGCGAGGGAUCCAUGUGCUUCUGCUUAUUGUCCCCAAAAACCAGGAAGGUGGCUGUUUUUGAGGUGCAGGGACCACCAUGUCUCACAGACACAAUAACACCAUGUUCGAAAUGGCAUGAAUCUCAGACAUUCUAAUGCUUAGUCACAGUUCAGGGUAAGCAGCUGGUGUACCUAAUCAUCUGGCCACCAAAAUCAUAUUUUUAUGAAGUUGUUCAUAUAUGUUCCUUCAGAAUCGGUUAGCAAUACUCAAACAUACACGUCAUGGCAGACAUAGUAAUCAUUAUAUAUAUAUGGUUGCACAUUACAAUUGAUUUCUGGCAAAUUGUAUUUUAUUCUCAAAAUGUCUUAUUUUGUAAAAUAGUGUCUGUAAAUAACUUGUCAUUUGUUGGUAUGGUUUUUACUAAAACAUGUGUAACUCUAACAAUUACUUUCUAAAACUCCCACAUGUCCUAUACUGAAUUGUUUCAUUCAGCAAUUAACUGACAUAAAUUGUCAUUUAAAUUCUCGGCACCAGAUAUUACCUGAAGCUAUUAGCUACGUAUUUUCUACACAUAACUGACAGAAAUAAUGUAUAUUUUACUUCUUGUUUUCACAAGACAUUGAAUUUUGCUACAAUUGAGAAAUGUUCAUGUUCUUUCCUAGGUUCAUAUUCUGUGUUUUGUGUUUUUGUAAAAUAUCUGGCUUGUAGGCGCCUGAAGACACUCUGGAUGUCUUGAGAAUAAAUGUAAAGAUUAAAGAUAA
Molecule: messenger RNA, 4677 nt
Organism: Brienomyrus brachyistius
Lineage: Eukaryota; Metazoa; Chordata; Actinopteri; Osteoglossiformes; Mormyridae
Gene: olfml2a
Product: olfactomedin-like 2A
Exons: 9
Coding region: 240-2183 (647 amino acids)
Biological process (GO): signal transduction
Source: RefSeq, a predicted model, not a curated record